This is a messenger RNA of Caenorhabditis sp. 36 PRJEB53466, 2104 nucleotides long. The record is from the annotation of a GenBank genome assembly. NCBI's taxonomy places the organism in Eukaryota, Metazoa, Nematoda, Chromadorea, Rhabditida, Rhabditidae.
AUGGGUUUUGACAAAAUGUGAGUUGAAACAUUAAAAAUGUAGUCAAAGAUGGCAUCAAAUUUCAGUCAGUCAGUGUUACAUUCCAAGAGCUACAGUACUCCAGCGAGUAGUCGUUGAAAAAAGUGGUCAACUACAAAAGUAGAGUUCAAGAUGUGAACUUUAAUUUUGUAGUUGAACAUUUCUUUGUACAACCACUCUUUGGGCUACUGUAGCGCUUGGAAGUUGAAAGGUCCAAAGUCCAAUACAUCCGUUUUGAUGCCAUUCUAUUUUUAGGCAUGACUCACAGCGCCCCUAUAAAUCAAAAUGCUCCCUCCGCCAACACUCCAUCAUCCUCAUCUAUUUGUUGCAGUGUCGAAAGCGAGACGGACUUUGGUCUCCGUCUGCUGGGCACCUUUCCGAAAAAGGACGACGAAUCGCUCGUUUUCUCGCCGCUCUCCAUUUCUCUCGGCCUCGCGCUCGUUCACUCCGGAGCCAGGGGCCACGCGAGAAAAGAGCUCGAGCUGGCGGUUUUGGGAUUGGAUGGAACACAAAAUGAUCGUUUUGCCGAGCAUUUCGCAAAAGUUGUCGGCGAGGUGACAAAUGCAAAGAAUGGUGUCGAGACGAGCAUUGCCAACCGGGUUUUUGUGAAGUGAGUUUGGGAAACGUUCUUUUUUAAUAUCGACUUCAAAAGACUGAAACUACUUAUACCAUUGGAUAGAGCGACAAAAAUUACAUAAAGCCAUAGUAUAUCAUUUUUCUGAAAAAUCACAUUUAGAGCCUGAUUUAGAUGAACUUGUUGUCUAAAACCCCUCAUCUUUGAACACGUAUAUCUCGUGAUCCAAUCAUUAUUUCAAAAAGUGGUCAACUGUAAAGUUGUUGCAAAUUUUGUGCCUAACAACUUUGUAGUUGAUCAUUCUAUCUCAAAGCCUGUCAUUCUGGAGUUAUGGUCUAGUUGCUAAACAGUAGACGGCAAGAAAGCGACAAAACGGAAAAACGUGAGAUUUAUAAGUGAGAAUAGGGUGAAAAGAGUGCUAUUUUUAAGAAACAUAACGUAUUGAUGUAACUUUUGGCGCUCUGUUUAUUGUGCGAUCGAUAAUUUUAUUGGGACAGGAAUAGGGCAGUACAACACAGAGGGUCCAUUUAACUGAACAUUUUUCAUCAAGCUCACCAAACAUCCACAAAUUGACAAAUAUUUUCAGCCAAGAGCACGCGAUCAACCAAUCCUACCUGAACGAAAUCCAAAAAACAUAUCAAGCCGGCGCCGAGAGCCUCGACUUUUCGCAGUCAGAAGAGGCGGCGAAAGUGAUCAACAAGUUCGUGGCGGCUCAAACUUCCGGAAAAAUCACUAAACUGAUCACUUCCGACACUGUCCACGACGCUUUCGCACUUCUCGUCAACGCGGUUCAUUUCAACGCCGACUGGCUCGACAAAUUCGAAAAGCACAGCACUUUCGAGCUGGCGUUCCAUAAGAAAGAGGGCGAGAGCAGAGAGGUACUGCGCCCCCCAAGUGUUUUGUAGUGAUUUUGAUUGGUUUCGCAGAUUUGCUUCCUGAACGAGAACGAAAUUCAUCGAGACUACACCGAGAAUGACACGUGGCAAGUGCUGGCUUUGCCCUAUGUCGACCAGGAUUUCAAGUUUGUCAUCUUUUUGCCGAAAGAGCAAUUCGGACUGCAAAAAGCUUUGGAGGUGAGCCUUUCAUUGAGAAAGUGUUGUACAUAUUUCGACAUGAACAGACGGUAUUUCGUUGCAGAAACUGACGGGCUGGAGCUUCCAAAUGCUGCUCGUCGACCUCAAAAACUCGUACGUCAACGUGCGCAUUCCGAGAAUGCACAUCGAGACGGAGGUGUCGCUCAGAGAAUCGCUGGAUGCCCUGGGCGUCCGGGACAUCUUCAGCGACUCGGGCGACGUUUCCGCGAUCGCCGACGGCCUCAGAAUCUCCUCCGGCAUCCACAAAUCGGUGAUCGAUGUCGACGAGGACGGCACGACGGCGGCCGCUUCGUCGGCGUUCAAGCCGACACUGGAUAUGAUGAUUCUGGCGAAUCCGAUCGAUUUCAUCGCCGAUCACCCGUUCCUGUUCGCCGUUUUACACAAGAAUCGCCCACUUUUCAUGGGAACUCAUUACUAA